This is a messenger RNA of Cervus elaphus (red deer), 447 nucleotides long. Its product is annotated as late histone H2B.L4-like. Gene Ontology annotation, biological process: nucleosome assembly. Bases 1 to 447 code for a protein of 148 amino acids. Lineage: Eukaryota; Metazoa; Chordata; Mammalia; Artiodactyla; Cervidae. Gene Ontology annotation, molecular function: DNA binding; protein heterodimerization activity; structural constituent of chromatin. The record is from RefSeq and is a predicted model, not a curated record. Gene Ontology annotation, cellular component: nucleosome. The transcript has 3 exons.
AUGGGGAAUACAUCUGUGGGGACUGGAGGCUUCGACGUGGCUCAUACAUCCUCUGAGAACUCUGCAGAAGACCUAGGCACCAAAGAAACUGGUAUUUCCAAAACUGAGCCCUCUGUAAUAGAGUCCUCUGAAACGGAGACCUCAGAAACAGAGCCCUCUGAACCGGAGCCCUUUGAUGCGGAGCCAAAGAAGGCAAAGUUGCUGAGGCAAGUGCACACAGGCCUGAGUCUCUCCCACAAGGUGGUGAACGUCAUGGAUUCGUUUGUGAAGGAUAUUUUUGAGUGGAUAGCCGAAGAGGCCGGGUGCCUGGCCAUCUCCAACAAUCACUGCACCAUCACGAGUGGAGAGAUCCAGACAGCUGUGUGUCUUCUCUUGCCUGGGGAGAUCUGCAAGUAUGCCAUGUCUGAGGCCACCAACUCAGUCAUCAGAUACAACUGCUGCAGAUGA